Messenger RNA from Corapipo altera (White-ruffed manakin), 1580 nucleotides. RefSeq names its product POC1 centriolar protein B (gene POC1B). NCBI's taxonomy places the organism in Eukaryota, Metazoa, Chordata, Aves, Passeriformes, Pipridae. The transcript is spliced from 11 exons. The record is from RefSeq and is a predicted model, not a curated record. Gene Ontology annotation, biological process: cilium assembly. The coding region runs from base 189 to 1466 and encodes 425 amino acids. Gene Ontology annotation, molecular function: protein binding. Gene Ontology annotation, cellular component: centriole; ciliary basal body.
CGCCGCGCGCGGGGCGUUAGCGGCCCCUUUGGGGGCCGCCCCCGCCCGCAGCCUGACGGUGCGCACCCUCUCCCCAGGAGGACCCCGUCCUGAUCCGGCCUUUCCGAGGCCACACGGCGGCGGUGACAGGCGUCGCCUUCAACGCGGACGCAGCAGGGCUGGCUACCUGCUCUUUGGAUAGGUUUCUUAUGGUGUGGAAACUGAAGACACGAUGCAGAGCUUACAGAUUUGUAGGCCAUGUGGAAGCAGUGACCAGUGUAGAGUUCUCACCAGAUGGGCAGCUACUGGCUUCAUCUUCUCAAGAUCAUACUGUCAGACUAUGGGUUCCUUGCAUUCAUGGAGAAUCAUCAGUAUUGAAAGGUCAUACAGCAUCUGUUCGUAGUGUGAGCUUCUCCCACGAUGGCUGCUCUCUAGUUUCAGCAUCCAAUGAUAAAUCAAUAAAAAUAUGGAGUGUUUGCAGUCAGCGCCUUUUGUUUACCCUAUUCCAACACACUCGUUGGGUUCUCUGUGCCAAAUUUUCACCUGACGGAAGAAUAAUAGCAUCUUGCAGUGAGGAUAAAUCUGUUAAGAUCUGGGAUACAAGAAAUAAAACUUGUAUUAAUAGCUUCUCAGAUUAUGAAGGAUUUGUAAAUUUUGUGGAUUUCAACCCAAGUGGAACGUGUAUAGUUUCUGCAGGUUCCAAUCAUACAGUGAAACUGUGGGAUAUUCGAGUAAACAAGCUACUGCAGCAUUUCAAAGUUCACAGAGCAGGGGUUAAUUGUGUAUCAUUCCAUCCUUCUGGUAACUACCUCAUCACUGCUUCUACUGAUGGUACCCUUAAGAUUCUGGACCUCUUAGAAGAAAGACUUAUUUACACUCUCCAUGGACACAAGGGACCUGUACUUUCUGUGGCUUUUUCAAAAGGUGGUGAAAAAUUUGCCUCAGGUGGAGCAGAUGCUCAGGUAUUACUAUGGAAAACCAACUUUGAUUCUUUUGAUUAUAAAGAAGUUCUUAAACACAAUUUUAGAAGAACACAUAUUGAUGAACCUCCUCAUCUUCUUGAUAUUUACCCGAGAUCACCUCAUCUCCAUGACGAAAAACUUCAGUCAGUUGAGGUUGACCCUACAUAUGAUGUAACUGAUAUGCAAACACCUGAUCCACCUGUCAUAGAGAUUAGAACCUCUUCAUCUUUCAGUACUCUGGGUGAUGGCAAAACUGAAGCGCUGCACCGGCCCCCUGCUUCAGUCUUGGCAAGAAGUUCAAAAAGGAAAUCAGAGAAUGAGAGCAGAUCAGCUGUGCAUAAUGAGGAGAAGCAAACAGGCAUCUCCCCCUCCCUGGACAGUGCUUUGGAGCACAUUGUGGGACAGCUGGAUGUGUUAACUCUAACAGUUUCAGUCUUGGAACACCGUCUGACUUCAGCUGAAGAUAAAUUGAAAGAAUGCUUAGAAGAUCAGCAAGUAUUACUUCAGGGAAGACAGGACAAAUAAAAGCUGAAAAUUAACUAUAUUGGUGAAUAUGUUUCUGCAUUGGAUUUUACUAUAAGCAAAAACAUCAAAUCAAUGUAAUAAAAACUGAAGAAAUUAAAAAAAGAAAAUUUUAAA